AUGAAGGAAAAUCCAAACCUGUUGGAGGACCAGACCGGAUGCUCGCAGUCGCGCUAUUGCAUCCAGAUUUUUGCUAUAUCUUUGAAACCUCGGCAUCCCUCUCCUAGCGUAUGCACGGAACUAGCUAUCGUAAUAUUCGUGAACGCAUUGCGAAUGCGGCUUUCACCCCGUUUAUACGCGGCGGCCACUGCGGAUGGUUUUCGGACUGCUUCCCGUUCUGGUCUGAUGUCCGCUUGGCAGUGCCUCAGUUUCGUUCAACCUGGAAGCCAAGAUUUUACGAGUGAACUGCAUCGAACAAGUACGAAAAGAAUCCCUGCGAUCAAUAGACCUGAUCACUUACUGAUUCGUGUGGAGGCCGCAUCAUUGAACCCUGUGGAUUUGCUAGGCUUAUACGGCUACGGUUCCCGGACGUUCUGGCUUACUGGUCUGUUUGGGUCUCGCCUUGGGUUGCUGGGAACGCAUUCUCCGAAUGGGUUCGAUCACCCCAGUUUCCCAUGGAUUCCCGGUCGAGAUUUCGCCGGCACCCUUGUACGUACUGGUCCGUCCGCAUCUAAUGGUUGCUGUGAAUCACACACCUUUAAACUCCACGACCGAAUCGCCGGUGCCACAUGGCCGUUUUUAAGCACAAGCGGCUCCGGUUCUUUGAGCGAAUACAUCCUGUGUCCCGCUAGUUAUGCAGCUGUUAUACCAGAUAAUGUGGGUUCCGUUGAAGCCGCCUCGAUCGGUUAUGCUGGUCUCACUGCGUGGUCCGCUUUGGAAACCGGAGGCUUGACACCUCGCACAAAGUCUCCAUUCAAUUCUCCAGUCGUUUUGAUCGCAGGCGCUACCGGAGGCGUGGGACUGAUUGCUGCGCAGUUAGCCAAACUUUGGGGUGCUCGCGUUCAUGUAACCUGUCCAGCAGAUGAUGCCUCACAGAAAAUUAUGAAAGAGUUGGAUGUAGAAGAGGUAGUCACAUUUCCGGAUCGUCCGCCUUACGGAAUGAAGUAUGACCUGAUUGUCAAUUGCAUACGCCCUCCGAGCUUGUCAAAACUCCAGUUUAGUGCCGACAGCAUUACUCCGGGUACUGUUGCUCAGUUCGCGCUACCCAGUGUGCCUGAUCUGUUCGAAUAUUUAAAACCAGAUCUUUCUGCGCGCUUCGUCAAUUUGAACUCCCCGAUUAUACUCCUAACGGAUAAAUUUGGACCACUUUUUGGCCCUGGGAUGGCUGUUGCGCAACUCGUCGGAUCCCAGCUUCUCGCCUGGAGUCCUGGUUCCGGCUCCGGGUGCGGCCAGCUUCGCUGGGCCUUCUUCAAGCCGGAUGGUAGACGUCUAGCACGUAUGCUCCACUGGGUUUCUACUGGUGAGCUCAAGACUUACAUCGAUUCGGUGUUCUCGUUUGACCAAGUCCCUGAGGCGUUUACUCGGUUGAAAACCAGGGGUGUUCGUGGCAAAGUAUGUAUAAAACUACCUUCCUGA
Molecule: messenger RNA, 1455 nt
Organism: Dicrocoelium dendriticum
Lineage: Eukaryota; Metazoa; Platyhelminthes; Trematoda; Plagiorchiida; Dicrocoeliidae
Source: the annotation of a GenBank genome assembly